Messenger RNA from Strongyloides ratti, 336 nucleotides. RefSeq lists its product as hypothetical. Bases 1 to 336 code for a protein of 111 amino acids. The transcript is spliced from 3 exons. The record is from RefSeq and is a predicted model, not a curated record. NCBI's taxonomy places the organism in Eukaryota, Metazoa, Nematoda, Chromadorea, Rhabditida, Strongyloididae.
AUGCACAGGAGAACAAAGCACUGGUGGACAAAUCAAUGGAGGAACAGCACUGGAGGACAAGGCAGUGGAGAACAAGGCAGUGGAGGACAAGGCAGUGGAGAACAAGGCAGUGGAGGACAGGGCAGUGGAGGACAGGGCAGUGGAGGACAGGGCAGUGGAGGACAGGGCAGUGAAGGACGGGGCAGUGGAGGACAGGGCAGUGAAGGACGGGGCAGUGGAGGACAGGGCAGUGAAGGACAAGGCAGUGAAGGAUCUGUACAGAAAGAUCAGCAAAAAAAUAAAGACAAAUCACAGGAGGGCAAAGCAGUGGAGGAUCAACACAGGAUAUCAACUUAA